AUGCUUGUCCGCGAAAUGCUCUCUAGUCUAGUUUUUAUGCCUGUUCUGCAUGGUGCAUGUUGAAUAAAUGAUUUCGUUUUGUGAUUGCGUCAAA
This is a messenger RNA of Chondrus crispus (carragheen), 94 nucleotides long. RefSeq lists its product as hypothetical. The transcript has 2 exons. The record is from RefSeq and is a predicted model, not a curated record. The coding region runs from base 1 to 63 and encodes 20 amino acids. Lineage: Eukaryota; Rhodophyta; Florideophyceae; Gigartinales; Gigartinaceae.